Bombina bombina (fire-bellied toad) is the source of this 2623-nucleotide messenger RNA. RefSeq names its product exonuclease 3'-5' domain containing 1 (gene EXD1). Bases 1 to 2613 code for a protein of 870 amino acids. NCBI's taxonomy places the organism in Eukaryota, Metazoa, Chordata, Amphibia, Anura, Bombinatoridae. Gene Ontology annotation, molecular function: 3'-5' exonuclease activity; nucleic acid binding. The transcript is spliced from 14 exons. The record is from RefSeq and is a predicted model, not a curated record. Gene Ontology annotation, biological process: nucleobase-containing compound metabolic process.
AUGGAAACUUACAUCGAUCCAGAUUUCUUGAGUAGGGUCAUUGGGAAAACCAUCAAAAUCACACUGACCUAUGGCUGCUUCCAGGGUGUCUUAAAUCAUGUUGACCCGGGCCGAACAAUCCUUGUAAGCAAAGUUAAAGAUUUGAGUACAGGCAAGACUCUUCCUGGAACUCAGCUUUUUUUUGGACAAGAAAUCUUAAAUGUUGAAUUGCAUAAAGAUUUGGAUUGUGAUCAAGAGACAAAAGGACAAACAACUGAAGAGAGAGAGCAUAGUCCAUCAGAGGAGUGUUUGAAAAAUGGUGAAAAUGUUGAUGUAGAAACAAGUGAGAUUCUUUCUACAGUUCCUCAAGAAAUAAGCGUCAACGUUUUGCAGUUCAUAAAGCGUGCAGCUGUCACACAAACUGUGAAACUUAUGGCAUGUGAGGAAGAUCUCCAGCCCUCACCUACUCGGCUGUUUCUAGUGUGUGUCUGCUGUAUGGAGGAGGAGGGCUGCACUUCUUCCUCUGACAUUCUUCAUUUAAUUGGAAGUGCUUAUAGCUUGCUGCCCAACACCCUCCGUGUAGUACUAGAUACAGAAUUUAUCAAUAAAUGGAACAUCAUUCUGGACACUUGCUCUUUCGCGCUUAUCGAGCUACUAAUAGAAUUUAAACAAAAGCAGAGGAAGGAAUUACUAGAAGAAAUGAAAGCCAUACAGGAAAGAUUAAAGGCUAUGCAGAAGGAUCCUGAGUUCAAACUCUAUGAUAAGAAUUUUGAAAAAAGCAUGAUAGCAUUCCGCCAAGAACUAUGGGAGUUCAAGUCCAGAAAAAUGAAUCGUGAUAAACAUGAUUAUGAUCAUCACAAUGUGUACAGGUGGGAUACAAUGGAUAACUUUGGAAGAGAAUCUAAGAAAGGUGGGAGAAGAUGGUUUAAGAAUCUGAAUAAGAAGACCAAACAAGUCACAUUCUCUGAUACAGAAUAUGAGGUAGAGUCAUCUGAAGGAGAAACAAAUAUAGAGGAUGAAGAACCCACAGUAUUACAGGCUGCCUUUGAAGGAUCAAAAGAAACACAGUCAAAAAACGGACAGUCAAGGACUCAAAAUCCAGGAAGAAAAAAACACACCGAGGAAAAAGGGGGAAAGGAAGAAAAAUUGAAAUACAAAAAACAAGACAAGAAGAAGAAGGAACAACAAAGGGUCUAUGUGCAAAGGGAGACAGAAAUUGCAACUUUCACAAUUACUGGGGAAGGUUUAACAUUCUCUGAAGAAUGUUCAGUAAUAGAUCUACAGGAGUUAUUAGAUACAAGAACAGGGGAAAAUCUCAUUAAGGAGAGGGACUUGGAUUUUUCCAAGUUUAGAAAACGGAGCAACUUUUACCCUGUAAAUUCUAGAACUCACCCUGUGGAGACCUUUCAAAAGGUAGUAGAACGACAGCUCAGGGAGCUCAGUGAAAAAACUAAAAAAUGUAAACAUAACAUGACACUCAAAGAGAAGGAAGCACUGAACAAUAUUUCUAGCGAUGAUAGAAUUAUUGUACGUCCCUCAGACAUGGGAGGGAAUGUCGUAAUACUAAAUAGGUCAGAUUAUAUAGCUGAGGCAAAACGACAGUUUCAAGACAUGGAUGAUGAAGAAGUGAAAUUCAUAGUAGUUGACCAGUUCCAACCAUUGUUUGGCUCAGCUAUCCGUCAUAUUCAGAAUCAAAGUGUUCUGGGUUUAGGUGCUGCAGGAAUGAAUUUGUGUCGCCAUGGAAAGCUUUGCUGGCUGCAGGUUGCAACCAGGAAUUGUAUUUAUCUUUUUGAUAUUCUUGUGCUUGGACCAAAGGCCUUUAAAAAUGGGUUGCAGAUGGUGCUGGAAAAUAAGCACAUCUUAAAGGUGAUACAUGACUGUCGCCGGAUGGCUGAUUUUCUGUCCCACCAGUAUAGGGUUGCCCUCAACAAUGUGUUUGACACUCAGGUAGGUGAUGUAUACCUGUUUUCUGUUGAGACUGGUGGUUUUCUUCCCAGUUGCACAAGUACCCUGGAGGAAUGUCUGAGGCAUCACCUCAACAUGCCACCCUCACGGCUGUCCUUUCUCACCCACAUACAGAAGUUAGUAAAGGAGAACAACAAGGUCUGGUUUGAGCGCCCACUGUCACAACCUUUGCUGAAAGUAUUAGCCCUUGAAGUGUUACAUCUCUUACCCCUGCGUUUGGUCAUGCUGGAUGCCAUGAUGUUUGAUUUCACUUCCCUUGUUGAUGGAUAUCUUAAUACAUAUCGACAGAGAACAAUGGAGUUGUUGGGCAGUACUGAGCUUUCCAGCUCUGAACUACCUGAAGAACUGCAGCGGCUCAGUGUCUUGCAGCAAAUGAAACGAGAAAAAGCAUUAAAGGAGUAUGAGAUCAACAGCAAAGGGUUUCUAAUUAGGGGCAAAACGAAUACAGACAGUCAGAAAACUGAGACCUUCAGGGUACAGAUGUUCUUGCCAAGUGACAAAGAACCAGCUGUGAAUAUAAAUGGUAGAAAUGAACCACAGAUUCCUCAAGUUGAGAAAAAGGAGUGUGAAUUGUUUGUUUCUGAGGAGGAGGAAGUUAAACAACUUAUUGAUUCCACACUUAAUAUAUCCGAGAAACCUCUGCAUCAGAACCUAAUAGCUGCGUCCUAAUGGGCCAAAG